CUCUAAAUUAAUAAUAUUAUUCAUAGAAUACUAGCUUUCGUAUUUUGAUGUGAGUAUCUAUUCUGAAACAAUUUUUCAAUCCCAAUGCCCUCUAGGCAACCAACAGCUGCCUUCCAGUCGAUACAGGGCUCGCUUUUCCCCUUUCAAUACGAUGGUGGCAGUCUGCAACCAAUUCCCCGUAGACAACAGCUAACAAAGCGCACAUCCCUGACACUCUCCCCACCCACAAGCAUCUUCACCAUCCGUAAGAUCUUCAAGGCACGAACCGCAGUUUUGCUGGCGUUUAUCGAGAGGAGAGGUGCUCGGGAACGCAGCGACAGAUACCACGAGAGCAAGGACGCAAAUGAGGAGGCUGUUGAAUUGCAUGUUGUCUGAUGAUAUUGACUGAUAAAUUGAUUUGAGGGUUGAAAUAGACUGGGAUGAAGUUUCGAUGUGCUGUGAAUGUUGUUCUUGAUGUAGCAAACUAGCUUGUUGAUCCGUGACGAACUCUUUUUCUUGCAGCAGCCAAAUCUUUCACCAGAUAUUAUGGGACUAAUAAGCUGAGUUUUCUCAAACCGAUCCUUCAACCAUUUACCCGUUCGUACCUAGUUCGAUCAUCCCCUGAGCUUCAUUCGUCCAUUCCUAACUUUCAUCCCAAAAAGCUCGCGUCGAAAACACAAAACAACAUCGCAGGAACCUCUUUGGUUAACUCCGAG
Molecule: messenger RNA, 695 nt
Organism: Hyaloscypha bicolor E
Lineage: Eukaryota; Fungi; Ascomycota; Leotiomycetes; Helotiales; Hyaloscyphaceae
Exons: 3
Coding region: 85-375 (96 amino acids)
Source: RefSeq, a predicted model, not a curated record